Molecule: messenger RNA, 471 nt
Organism: Mesorhabditis belari
Lineage: Eukaryota; Metazoa; Nematoda; Chromadorea; Rhabditida; Rhabditidae
Source: the annotation of a GenBank genome assembly
AUGAAAUCGAUUCCCGGAAAUUUCUUCCCAAUUUUCUGUACCUUUCUACUAGCUGUGUCGACUGUUGUAAGCCAAUCUUCGAGCUCACAAGAAGCCGACUCGUUGACGCCGAGUGAACGAUGUGAGGCGUGUCAAAUCGUUUUGAAAACCGUUUACGGGCAUUUCUUUAAACAGGUGUCAAGCCGUAGAAAAUUGGCUCAUCAAUUGAGACAUGAGUGUAAUCGACAUUAUCAGUAUCGUCGUCGAUGCCUUUUAUUUACGCGGACAAAUACUUUGGAGAUUAUUUUUCAUGAAAUGGGCGCCACCGAGUUCAAACCGAUCAAUCCGUGCACAGUACUCAAGGAAUGCAAAAGUCUUCACUCACCAAUCAUUGAGACAUCUGAAGAAAGAACAAAUGGAAUGGAUGAGACAACGACAAGUUUCAACGAUAACACUUCAACAAGCACAGAUGAAACAAUAACUGUAGUUGAG